UUUUUUAACCUUGUUAAAUUUCCACGAAACGCUGCGUUUAAUUCAGUAAGCGUACGUUAUUUCACGGAAUAACUCUCCCCACCUCCCCAAAGUUGCCUCCUUUCCUUUGUGUGAGAACCUCUUUCUUGUUCAUCAUGGAAAGUUUCGAACAAGUAAAGGGAAAUAGUGGUGUUAUUGAUCAAACUAUUGAGGACGCAGGGGCCACUAAUCCCAGAGUUCAGUGGAAGCAAAUGGGGUACGAAGAGAAGACCGUGGCUGUUCACGAAGAAAUGAAAAGGAUGAACCGGCUUCCUGUGACUAGUUCUUAUGUUACUCACCGCAUGCGUGUUCUUAAUAAAAUUCUUCAACUGUUGUCUAUUCAGAGAACUGCUUCACAAGAAGAAGAGUUGGAGUUGCUCUUUGCUGGGUUGUCCUUAUGAACUGGCACAAUGGUUGAUUAACAUCAUGGCAAAGCGUUAAACCAAGGAUCUUUUCCUGCAGACAACUUUUCCGAAAUGUUUUAUACUGUGUAAAGUAUAUCUCUUAGUCUAAUGUCUAAUCACUGAUGCUUUGCAGAUAUGUAUUGCAAACCUUCCAAUCACAUGUUUUUUGGUAUUUUGGUAAGAGAAAAGGCUUUGUCGCCUUGUUUUUGUCAAAUAACCUUUUGCAUGUGUUACAUUCUAAAGAUAUAAAAAAUCUUAGUUACUUCAGACACAA
Molecule: messenger RNA, 696 nt
Organism: Gossypium raimondii (Peruvian cotton)
Lineage: Eukaryota; Viridiplantae; Streptophyta; Magnoliopsida; Malvales; Malvaceae
Exons: 4
Coding region: 135-419 (94 amino acids)
Source: RefSeq, a predicted model, not a curated record